Molecule: messenger RNA, 1397 nt
Organism: Cherax quadricarinatus
Lineage: Eukaryota; Metazoa; Arthropoda; Malacostraca; Decapoda; Parastacidae
Product: mannan endo-1,4-beta-mannosidase
Source: RefSeq, a predicted model, not a curated record
UAGAUGAGCUGCAAGAGAUGGCUGGGAAGGAUACGUAUAUAAUGAGAGGUGUCUUGAGUGCAAUUCAGACGUCACAUGAAGUUGCUGUGAUUGCCAUCAUGUUGCUCCUCACCCUCCUAGCCCUACUGGGCUCCACCACUGCUAGCAGACUCUCGGUGUCUGGAACAGAUCUUACAUAUGGAGGUGAAAAGGUCUUCCUGAACGGCGUAAAUAUCGCCUGGAACAGCUACGGCUAUGACUUUGGAAAUGGCGGCUAUGACGGCACUCUAGAGACCUGGGUCGGGGAGAUCGGUAACGCCGGUGGCAACUCCAUCAGGGUGUGGGUACACGUGGAGGGCUUCAGCACUCCGGAAUUUGACGACGAUGGCUACGUCACUGACUGCGACAGGACUGGUCAGUUCGAGGACGACGUUCUCAAACUUCUGAAUGCUGCGCAGCAACACAACGUGUUAGUGAAUCUAGUCAUGUGGAACGGCGCUUACCUUACCAACCAGAAAGCCAUAAACCUGGUGUGGGACGACAGUAAACUUGAUUCCUACAUUCAAAAUUGUCUUAAUUCUCUGAUAAAUACAAUCAAGGGGCACCCUGCUCUGGCAUCCUUCGAGGCUGUCAACGAACCUGAAGGUUCAGUGCGGGUGGAAAGCAACGGCAAUGCGUGUUACGACACCACCACUAUCGGCCAAGACGGCGCUGGCUGGACCGGCACGAACAUCCCCAUGGAGAACUGGCUGCAUUUCAUUGGUCGACUGAACCAGGCCGUCCGUGCGAUCGACUCUAGCACUCUCACCACCAUUGGCUCUUGGGGUCAAUUCGCUCAGAAUGACGCCUUCUCUAAUUCUCACAACCACUACACUGACUCCUGCCUCAAUGGUGCGGCUGGCUCCAACUCUCAACUUGACUACUACCAAAUGCAUACUUAUGACUGGAGUGGCUCCUGGAGUCCCGGCGCUCCCUUCACUGUCUCUGCGUCUGACUAUAAUUUGAACAAGCCCAUAGUAAUUGGUGAGUUUGCGUCUGUGUGUGCUGCCGGCACCUCCCUGCCAGACCUCUACGAGUACGCCUACACCCACGGCUACAGUGGAGCCUGGAGCUGGCAUUACGUGGCCACCGGUGACUGCAGUGACUCCAGGGAUGCCCAGCAACAAGCACUUGGUCACCUCAAGGGUAGAACUGAUCACGGCACCGUUAGUUUCACGGUGGGAUAACUGCCACGCAUUAUCCCUGACAUUCCAACAGAAAACGACUGAAAAUAUGUGCAAACUUAUUUGAAAACUAAGACACCAUCUAUGUUUUUUCCAAACAUUUAAAUAUAAUACCACAAAAUAUCUCAGAAUCAGAAGACAACACCUACGCCUUCAUGUUUGAGAUACUCUGUAAAAUAAUAAAAAUGCCUAAUU